AGUGGUACGGCUUCUAAUGAGCGACGCGCUAUUUUGCCUAGGAAUCGGGGAUUAGCAACAGGUGUCUCUCGAGCAUGGUGCACCAUAAAAUCACCAGCCUCAGUGCUUGCCAAGGCGCCAAGCAUCAAAUACUACACUUGCAUCCCGAAAUGGACGCUUCUCUACCCCAUCGAUACUUCCUCCGUCUUAGUCUAAGGUGCUCCUGAGUAUGUCAGACAAGAACAAAUAUCUUACCUACCCGAUCCCAAACCCCGAACUCAUCAAGCAGCUCAGUCUUCAAAAACACCCGGAAGGCGGAUACUUUGCCGAAACCGACAGGCAGGAGGAACAGAUUCCUUCGCCCUUUGCGGAUGGGGCAUCUCGAUCUCUUGCAACGACGAUCUACUAUCUUCUGACCUUUGAUGACCCCGAUGGCGUAUUUCAUAUGAAUAAGUCUGUGACGAUGCACGUCCUUCAUCAAGGUCGCGCUGAGUACACCCUGAUUACUCCGGGGAACCCGCCCCGCGUGGAAAAGAAGGUCAUUGGUCCUAACAUCCAUGCCGGAGAGACUCUCCAGCUUCUCGUCGGAUCGAACGUCUGGAAGAAGUCUCGUCUUCUUCCUGAAGAUGUAUCUGCCGCCAAGGAAGACCCGUCGAAGCAGCCUCACACGGGUUGUCUUAUAACAGAGGUCGUUUUUCCAGGCUUCCACUGGGAGGAUCAUGCUUUCCUUACUGAGUCUGGACUGAAAGCACUUUGGAAUGGAAAGCCUGGAUUCGAAGAAUUCCUCCCGUUUGUAAAGAAGGAUGCGUGAUCUGUAACACAUCAUAUGUAUAUAUGUAUAAGAGCGCUUCAUUCGUUUGAUUAGCUGUACAUUAGUGAAACUCUUUGACGACAAGCUCUACGAGAGUGCUUUGCACCCAACUAUUCCAGAUAUAUGCGCGUAAUGGGAUAAGAAUCACGGCACCGUCUACCAUAACGUUUGUCUCCAUAGUGCACGGCCUCAUAUUGGAUAUGACUCAGAAAUGAGCAGCCGCAAGACCUAAAAUCAAACGCAAAGGGAGUGUGUUACCCUUUUUCUCACGAGUUACUGUCGAUAUCCGACGCGAUUGGAUGCGAGCCAAAAUUCCGUUCCACCUUCCUCGCACCAACCUAAUGGUCCUAAAUCACAUUCAGCACAGAGUAGAAGCUGAAGCUUCUUCCCAUUCGGCGACA
Somion occarium is the source of this 1191-nucleotide messenger RNA. NCBI's taxonomy places the organism in Eukaryota, Fungi, Basidiomycota, Agaricomycetes, Polyporales, Cerrenaceae. The record is from the annotation of a GenBank genome assembly.